Anguilla rostrata (American eel) is the source of this 11771-nucleotide messenger RNA. RefSeq names its product protein Smaug homolog 2. The transcript has 13 exons. The coding region runs from base 909 to 2960 and encodes 683 amino acids. Gene Ontology annotation, cellular component: P-body. Gene Ontology annotation, molecular function: mRNA binding; protein binding; translation repressor activity. Gene Ontology annotation, biological process: nuclear-transcribed mRNA poly(A) tail shortening; regulation of mRNA stability; negative regulation of translation. NCBI's taxonomy places the organism in Eukaryota, Metazoa, Chordata, Actinopteri, Anguilliformes, Anguillidae. The record is from RefSeq and is a predicted model, not a curated record.
GUGUCUGUUUGCGUCUCUACGUCAGGUCUCAAUCGGAGUUGAUUUUUUUAAAGGUUUCUCCCUGUCUGUUUUUUGUGUUUUAAUAAUUGUUUGUGGAUUUAUUUUACAUGUGUACUCGUAGCGAUCGAAAAGCAGAAUAAUAUUCACAACAACACGAAUACCUUAACAGACUGAACACUAUAUAAAAUACAUUGGCUGAAGAAAGAGAUAUCUAUAGCUAAAAUAUUGUAUAAACAAAUCAGCGGGGAAACACAGAAAGCACACACGCAGACUGGAGAAAAAUGACGGAGGAACUUUGAACCGUGAGGAGCGUGAAAAUCUUCCAACACUACAGUAGAAAGGAGGACAUAUCCCACCAGCAACAGUAGCGCUAACGAAAGAAAGUAUUCAAUAUCCCUCUGAAUCCCUCCUAUCCACUGGAGAAGCAACAAGAACCAGAGAGGCCUAAAGCAGCAGGACCCCAUAACUCGCAGUUCUCAGCAACUGGCUGAAUCUCCAAGCCGCGGCGCUGCAGCAGGAGUGGUGUCCUGGCCAGGGAAGAGGACACAGGACGCUUGGGCAGAAUUCAGACCCAUCCAGCUCUUCGGAAUGUUCUAGAGCGGACGCCCGACCCCUUUGACUUUUUCCGUCUGGAUUGAGCCAGCCCUUCUUCAUUGCCUCCCCUCCCCCCACCCCCUGCCCCCCUGCCCCUGAACCAUGUGAGGGACCCCCGCCUCUCGAGCAGUGGGGUAUCCGAGCGUUGUUCUGGGAACACUGCCACCUGCUGGUGGGUGGGGCGCGACUCGGGAGCGACUCCCGUGUGUAGACCAGGAGUCUACGCCCCCCCCCUUGUGUGCUCCCCUCCCCCCACUCCACCCCCCUGUUGCGUACCCCCACCACACCCCACACCCCCCCGAGGGGGACCAACCAUGAUGUUCCGAGACCAGGUGGGCAUCCUGACGGACUGGUUCAAGGGCUGGAACGAGUGUGAGCAGACGGUGGCGCUGCUGUCCCUGCUGAAGAGGGUGACUCGCACCCAGGCCCGCUUCCUCCACAUCUGCCUGGAGCAUUCGCUGGCCGACUGCACCGAGAUACACAUCCUAGAGGCCGAAGCCAACAACGCAGCCAUCGUCAGCCAGUGGAACCAGGAGCCCAAGGAGAAGGUGGUGUCCCUGCUGCUGUCGCACCUCCCCCUGCUGCAGCCACGCAACAGUGAGGCCAAGUGCCAGUACAUGAAGCUCCUGCAGAAGGUCCUGAGCCACACCAUCGAGAGCAGCCUGUUCGUGGAGGAGAGCCGCCAGCUGCUGUCCUACGCCCUCAUCCACCCGGCCACCACCCUGGAGGACCGCACCUCCCUGGCCAUGUGGCUCAACCACCUGGAAGAGCACCUGUCCAGCGGCUACACAGCCAGCACCCGGCCCCCCGUCGGGCCCUAUCACCCCCGCCAGGGCUCGGACGAGUGGCCCGGGCCCACCGACACCCUUGACGCCCACGCCUGGCCGGACAAGCCCCCCUCUUCCUCCUCCUCUACGGCGGGACAGAAUGGGCACCUGUCCUUCCACGGGCCAGGCGGAAUGCCUUCCCCCAUCAACAGCAUCGCCACUGGAACCAACACAGUGCUGUCCAGCCAGAUCCACCCCAGCCCGCUGAAGAGGGCAAUGUCCCUAAUCCCCUCCAGCCCCCAGGCCUGCGGCACCGAGUGGCCCAGUCAGGAAGACCUCGGGGGACGGCCGGGCUUCCUGCCCCCGGACCACGCCCCGCUGUCCCCCCAAAGCAGCGUGGCGUCCUCGGGCAGCGAGCAGACGGAGGAGCAGGGCGCGUCCCGCAACACCUUCCAUGAAGAAGGAAGCGGCAUGAAAGAUGUCCCCACUUGGCUGAAGAGUCUCCGCCUUCACAAAUAUGCUUCGCUGUUCUCUCAGCUGACGUAUGAGGAGAUGAUGAUUCUGACUGAGCAGCACCUGGAGUCACAGAAUGUUACGAAAGGAGCCCGGCACAAGAUCGCCCUGAGCAUCCAGAAGCUGAGGGAGAGACAGAGCGUGCUGAAGUCCUUAGAGAAGGACAUCUUAGAGGGAGGGAACCUGCGCAGUGCUCUGCAGGAGCUCCAGCAAAUCAUCAUCACUCCCAUCAAGGCCUACAGCCUGCCCACCACUGCCCAGAAGGAGGCGGAGCCUAACGCUCCGCCCACCGAUAAGAGCACCAAGCCCGGGGAAGACAAAGACGCAGCAGCCGCCACCGAGAGCUUCCAAACCCACAACCCCCCUCCCUGUGACGGAGAGCCCUCGUCCACGCCCAUCUCGGAUGGAGACAUUGCCGGCCAGUUUACCCGCGUCAUGGGCAAAGUGUGCACUCAGCUGCUGGUGUCCAGACCAGAUGAGGAGAACAUCAACUGCUACCUUCAGCUCAUUGAAAAGUGUCUGGCGCAUGAGGCCUUCACAGAGACGCAGAAGAAGAGGCUGGUGUCCUGGAAGCAGCAGAUGUUGAAGCUUCUCCGCCUGUUCCCUCGGAAGUCAAUGCUGGACGUGCCUGUGUACCGGCAGAAAGGCUGGGCCUAUGGCUCCAACUCCCUCCCUACAGCUGGCUCUGUGGGGGGGGGCCUGGGACGCAGGGGCCAGAGGCAGUUCCAGAUGCCCCCUCGCGGCCUCCCCCCGAGCAGGAUGGGACUGAUGAGCCCGGGGGGCAUUGGGGGUGCCUCUCCCCGCCAUACCCUCACCAGCCCAGCCCUGGGAGCCCAAGGCCGACAGAACCUGUGGUUUGCCAACCCCGGCGGUAGCAACAGCAUGCCCAGCCAGAACCGCAGCUCUGUGCAGAGGACCCACUCGCUGCCCGUCCACACCUCUCCACAGACCAUGCUCCUGUUUCAGCAGCCAGAAUGCCAAGUUCCAGGCACGGACCUCGAGAUCAACCCCACGCUGGAGUCGCUGUGCCUCAGUAUGACAGAGCAUGCCUUAGGGGAUGGAAUGGACAGAACAUCGACAAUAUGAAAAUAAAACAAAUAAUCAAUUUAAAAAAAAGACCUACACUUUAUAACUGAAUCCUGAUCAGCUCUCUGGGGCUGUAGGACAGAAAUCAACAUAAACAUAAUGGUCACUACAAAAAUACAAACUAACUGUGUAUAUGUUCUCUGAUAUUUUUCUACUUUAUUAUACUUAACUAAGGUUUAUUAUAAAUGGAAUACAGAUUACUAUGAUAUUAUGUGAGAGAAAAAAAGAAUUGCAGGAGAGUUUGAAUGCUGAAUUGUUUAGUUUUCCAACCUGCUCAGUGUCUCCCUCUGCAGGCCCCCGAUGACGUAAUGAGAAAGGCCGCGGGUAGCGGGGAGGGCUGGUGCCAGUCAUUUACCGCUGGGUCACUGCUGACACUGAGGCUGAGAUCUGUCAGAGAAAGGGAGGAUUGGUGCUGACAUUAGGGCGUUGUUCCCAAAAAUGUUCCUUCCUUUUCAUCCCAGCACGUAGUCAAAGUGCAUGGAGAAGUGAGUAACCUCUCGGUGGGAGUGGGACGCAAUCCCCAUGCACAGAGCGCACCCGUGCAUUCUGGGAAAUUAUCUGAAGAGCCCAGCCAUGCGCUUUUAAGCUUCCCGCAACCUCUAUCCCCCAUGAGAAAGACAGGGAAAGAGAGGUCUGAUUUACUUCUGUCUUAUUGACUAGUGUUUGCGGGUGGUUUUGGAAACCUAUAAAAAACAAUGUAGGUUUCAACUCUCAAUUAUGAGGGCUAUCACAAAUUAAAAAGAAAAAAGUUUAAAAAAAUUUAAAAAAUUAAAAAUCUGCCGCUGUCAGACUUUUGUUGUUUAGAACCCAGACUUUAAGGAGGAAAAAAUGAGAAAACGUUAAAAAAAGCAAAUCACUUGUUUUAUAUCCCCUCCCCUCCCUGGAUUUUGAUAAGGGCUGGUGAAAUUUAAACCAUUUAAAAAUAAGUGUGACUGUCUCAUUGACAGGAUUGACAGGUUUAUUUAGCUUAUAUACAUUGGAGAAAAAAAAAAAUCUAAGUGGUGAUCCUGCACUUUUUUGAUAGGGAAACGAGCAAAAUAAAUACACUCUAUACCCUCUGCCCUAUUUCUGUUGCUAAGAGUGAUUGAAAAUGAAGCUGUUUUUUUUCUGCCGGUCGGAAUUGAAUGCGCAGGCCUCUCCACUCCCUUGUUUUCUGUCAAAGGCUAGCACCCUGGUUUGAUGAAUCAAGGCUGUUUAAUAUGCAUAGAUGUCCCUUUCUUAUGUGACACUUCGGACCAACGGUUUUACGUUCAGAUCAUCAUGGAUUAUUGGUGUUUUCGAUAAGCAGCAGUUUUGUCGUAAGUGGUAAAAUGUCUAACUGUGUUCGAGGAAUAGUGUGUCCACGUCUGUGUCGAUUGGGUGUUGGUAAUCCGAUUAUUAAUAAUUUUGCUUUGUAAUUCAAAACUGGGAUUUCCUUUAGUUUGGGUGCUUGCAGCUUAGAUCUUUGUUGGAGUGUCCAUUUAUGAACUUUGCAGCGGGUCGUAUCCAUCAUUUCUAAUACCAGUACUUUACAGAAAAUGUUUUUGACCCAAAGGGUGCAGUGGCGAUUGAUUCUGCCUGUACAUCCAAAUGUGGUUCAUGGGUACGUGUUUCUCCAAAGCCCCCAGUUAUCAGAUACGUGGUGAAACCAAGCCACUACUGUGCUGGGUGCCUUUUUGGAUGCUCUCGGGCGUGCUGAACGGGCAUCUUCCCUGGCAAGGUGGGCUGAUCCGCUUCAGCAGCAGCGGAGUGGGGGCAUGGCCACGUGUCGUUCCAAGCCAAUGACAGGACAGGAAAGGGGAACGUGCAAACAGAGGAAGCGUGUCCAAACAGCAGUUUAUUGUCUGGGCCAAAGGGGAUCACUGUCCGGAGAGACAGAGCAGCCUUUUUGAAAUGUGCGUUCCGGCUUCUGAUCAUGCAGCAGGUCUUGGUGUCGGGCCUUUACAGAGUGGAACGUGGAUUUUGUCUUUUGGGUUUUUUGGGGUGGUGUCUGUCCUGGGAAUAGUGUCUCCUCAUUUCUCCAGAUGUAUGGGUGCUGUUGUUGGUUAACUCAGCUUUUUCAUCAGUCCUUGUGUGAAAUGGUGAGAAGGAUGAAUAAGAAGAGGAGAACUUAUUAGUGCUGUCCACUGAGGCUUUGUCAUUUCUUGGGUAGUGUGGGCACGCUGCAGUAUACACCAUUCCAAGUGGGCUGAGCUGUUCCUUCAGGAUCCGCUUGGCGAGCUCUCAAACCCAAGGCACUCAUGUGUUUGCUGAUGUCCAGGAAAACCCACACUCUGUCUUUGUGUUGAAAUUGCUAUCACUGUAUUAGUCUUCAGGAAGACAAAUUGAAACAGUCUGUCAAUUUGAGUUUAUGUCCAAUGCCGUUGAGCGCGAAUGGUGAAGGACUAAAGCACCAGGCAGGUACACCCUUGAAGAGCACCUAGUGUUGCCUAAAAAAGGGAAAUGUGGGUGACGGUAGAGGCCGCAUCAUGGAUUCAGUCUGCACUUAGGCAUGUCCUCCUUAGAGUGUAAAAAUGCCCCUUUUACUUUUAAGUGGUUUCAAACGGUGGUCUUGAAGGUCAAAAGAAUGCCAUUGGCCAAAGUCAGUAUGAAUAUUGAAUUAAAAUUUCGUAAAAUAUUGGUUAUUUGUCAGCUAAGAACCAAGUACCGUUUAAGUCUGUUCAUCCACACUACAGCUCUGCCAAGGACAGUGUAUCUGGACUGAUAAGCCCAAUCUGUUCCCAACAAAAAACCAGCCUUCAUUCAAUGUAAUUCAAUAUAAAUGGCACUUAAAGAUAGCUGGCCAUGCGGUAAACUACAGUCAACAAGUGGGAGAGAGCGUAACAGAGUUGCUGUUCUAGCUCUUUGAGGGAACCUCCAUCACAUUGACGUCUUGGCUGAAAUUGGGUGGUUGGGAUUUUCACAAAUUGUCAGAGCACGGCCAAUCGGGUGGUUGGGAUUUUCACAAAUUGCCGGAGCACAGCCAAUCGGGUGGUUAGGAUUUUCACAGAUUGCCGAAGUACGGCGACAAGACAUUGCCAUGGUGUCAAAUUCCACCGCUCCCUUGACCACGCUGUUUGGAUGUUUUCACUCUGAGAUCUUACACGUUAUACCAUUUGCUGUGUUAGAGCCGUUAAGUCACUCGCUGUUGGGUACGGAUGGCUGUGGCCCUGGGGGCUCCACUCCUCUAUGCUGGUGUUGCUUUUAGGAAUUUUGCUCAUUUUUCUCAGGACCCUGGCAAUGGAAAUGCAUGUUCAUAGAUUAGGUGUUGAUUAAUCCCUGUGAUUACUUUCUGCCUUUGUCCAGUAGAUUUGAUUUUUGAUUUGCCUGAGUUGGUGCUAAUUGAGAGGCAGGUGUCUCUUUGGCUUUUAGGUGUUUUGUGUUUUUCUAGGUUGUUCAAAACGGCUACAUAGACUGACCCUGAAGCGAAGUCCCAUCCUCUGCGUGUGCUUGGUUGGUCUGUCUCUCUAGUGCCCUAUGCUGUUCCGUAUUCACUCUGCAGGCCACAGAGAGAAACGAUAUUUAACUGUCCUCAACCGUGCCUUUGUUACCGUGACACCACGUCUGGUCACUUGGAGACUUUUUCACCUGGCAGGCACUUAGACCCUGAGAUUGAUCUGGAGCAGGCUCCUCCCACUCUUCUGGUUGUUUCAAGGAUGGAUGUAGACUGAUACUGGGUCAAAUGUGGUGUACGUCCAUUCUCCACACUCAAAUUCUGCAAACUCCUGAACAUUCUACUCUUAAAGCAGCUGAAAGACAUUAGUCUGUGUAAGGAGCAUUGAGGCAAACUGAUUGAAAACAUUGAUUUAUUUUGUUGUUUUCACACAUGCUUUAUCUGCAUUAUUUACCUUAUCACUGGUUUUGACUUCUGGUUUUGACCAGAAGCAUUUGAGCUGUCCCAUUAGAACUUCAUUGUGGUGUGUUCCCGGUGUCCUUUGACCAUAGACAGUAGUUAAGUUAGUCUAGUAACUUGCAGCGCAGAAUUGAGGUUUUGUUUGGUUUUUUGUCUUUGAGGUAAUCUAAGACUGGAACUUGAAUUAGAUGUUGAAUUUGAGACAAAACUCAUGCUUGUUUCAAACCUUAAUGAGUAUUAUAUUUAGCUAACAAAAGAAAACUAUGCACUUGAUUUUUAAUGAGACCCCACUGUUGCUUGGUAAACGACACUAAAUGUGAACACUACUGACCCUGUGUGAGCACGGUCUGCUGAACAGUCGGGUCAGAAACUGUCAGAAACCAUUAUUCCCUGUCAGAAGUUUGUACCGGUGAACAGGCCUUAAGAAAUGCACAUCCAGUAUCGUCUGUGCUACUGUAGCUUUAAGUGUACAGAUCCUUUGCUGUUGGUUUUUCAUGGUGUGAGAGGGACAGUUUCAUGGAACGUUGAUCUUUUUCCAAAGGUACGAUCAGCAUGAAAUCCAAGGCAGCACAUAAAAGUAAAGCCUCGGGCUUGCAUUCGUGUUAAAUCCCAAAGUUCUUCUUUCAGCAGAAAAUUCCAGAAGUUUUUUUUUCCCCUCAGUCAUUUCCUCUGCAGCAUUACGUGUUAAGGCAUGACUGAUGUCUGGGUAAAAUGGAAGGUGAAAUUGGGAAAUGGAAAGCAUUCAGUUCGGGGCAGGACACAUUGAUAUUGCACUGAAUGCAGGUCCUGGGCAAGACUUUAAUUAGCUCAGCUCGACCAUAUCCACUUAGCCAUAUAAUAUUAAAUUAUGCACAUAGCUAUUCAUUGGUGUUUUAUUGGUUCCUCCUGACGUAGGCAUGUAUCUUCAUGCAUUCUUUUGGGUGUAUGUUGAUUAGGCUGGUCCCUACAUAACAUUGUGGGAUCUGCUCCAAAGUUGAAAGAAAGAAAACUUGACAGCCAGUUGUUUUUGCACCAUUGUUUCCGAAGGUUUUAACUGGUAAGCUUUGAUUCGUACAAUCUCCGAUUUUCUGAAGUGUGAAUUCAGAAGAAUAAAUGCAUUUAAGCAUGCAUUCAGAAGAACAAAUAUGUAUGAUGCAGGAGUGCAUUUGCGUUUGCUUCAUUUGCUUCGUUUGAUCAGUAAUCCUGAGUUCCCUUCUCCAUUCCUGAUGUUUCUGCUGAUCGGAUCAGUUUAGUCCCUUUAUUGCUUUUCAGGAUCAUUUUCAUGGUAUUUCAGUCACCAGCUUUGAAGAACUAUGUGUUGUCACUGGAACAUGCGGCUGCUUCAAAGUAAACUUAUCUUACUGCGUUUAUUGGUUUUUGUUUCCCCAUUUUGGCUCUGGUUGUGUCGACCGAUGGAGUGCAGGUAGGAGUUCCUUCUCUGUUGAACCAUGACUCCGUCCUGAGGCGGAAGAGGCCACUUAGAGGGGUGAAAUAGGCGCUCUCUCGGUUCCUCCGGCUGAAUUCCUCUGUUAAGUUUGGUCUCGGUUCCAAGAAGCCAGCAGCGCUUUUAGACGUGGCGCCAACACACUCACCGCCUUGCCUUUUUAAACCGGUGUCCACCAGGACACCCUACUCAAACGGAGUGGAGUUUUGCACGGCGACUCAAACUGAAAAAGGCCUGUAUUGCCCACCCUCCCUUUUUGUCCACGACUUCUGAAACGUAUCUUUUUUCCGCACCCUGUCACACAGCGGCCGUGUUGUCGGCUUCGUAGCGUUUCUCAUUGGAGAGAAAGCAACUGAAAAAAUGCGAGGAAAUUUUAGAGUACUAGAGCUACCUCAAAUGACACUGUUCACUUUUUAAAGCUGGCCACAGCCCGUAAGAGAUCACUACCAAACGCAGCAGGGAGAAGGAAGCUGGUCUGGCUGGAAUAUAUGCAUGCUAAGUACUCGGCCUUUCACAGAAAUACUGAGGCUACCCAACUAACCAGUGCAGAGGAAACCUUGCAGAUAGUAACUGGCCCAGUGGUUGUCACAGCAGACUUCCACAGUCGAUUUACAGUGGCUAUACUAAACUAUUUAUUUCUACAAAUUGAAAAGAAAAAUAAAUAAGGGGUGGGUCCCCUUAUUAAAAUAGAUGUUAUUUUAGAUACAUUUUAUUAUGAAUAGCGUUUGUUAUUGCUAUGGCGGGUAACCAUGACAACAUUAUGAAAUCUAUGGUGUAGUUGACUGGUUUGUUAUCGCUUUGCCAUUGCUUUGCUUUGUAAAAGCGAAUGAGCAUACAGGUGUUAGUGAUUGUUUAGUUGGUUAUUUUCGUGUUUUCAUGUUAAGAGCUGUGCUUAUUUUAUCGUUUUAUUUUGUUAAUGUUUGUAUUGAUGUGAGGUAAAGAACCAUCACCCCUCAGUGAAUCUGCUUUUCACAUUUGACACUAAUGCAUCUACUUAGAAUGAGAGAACCCCGCCUCAUGUGGUAAAAGGGUUAGAAAAAACAUUUUCUUAAAUAAAUUUGUGUUUAGCUUGAUGCUGCAUUUGUCUGGCAUGAUCAGACAUCUUUGGAUUGGCUGAGAAUCGUGUAGAACAUCACAAGAGGGAAUUUUAGUCUCACAGGUAUGACGAUAGGUAGUGUUAGUCACACAGGUAUGACGAUAGGUAAUGUUGGUCAGACAGGUAUGAUGAUAGGUAGUGGUAGUCACACAGGGUUGACUUGAGUGCGGGUAAUGUUAGUCACACAGGUAUGACUGUAGUCCAACUUUUUUGGCCACAUGAGGACAGUUGAAAACUGGAAACUUUAUUUUGAGAAGUUACUUUUUGUGCACGUUUCUCUCACCGUCAUCUUCAUUCAGACAGUUUAACACAAGGUGCCCAAAUUCCUACAGCAUAUUCAGGAAAACUGCAGGAAAAAGCAGGAAAACUGAUAUAGGCUGGGAAAGGGACCUUAACCAUGAGCCAUUAGAAUUGCUCAUAAGAACGUAAGGCUUGGGUGCUCUCCAUUUCCAACAGUGGGACAGUUGGCUGCGAUUGCAGAAAUGCAUGUUUGGGCCCAUUUAGUAAAUACUUCCCUUUAUUUGGUUGCUUUAUUUCUCAUUUGGAAUCAAAUUAAGCGAUUGUGCUUCCUGACUCUUUACACACACAGACACACACACACACGCUGUUAGAUGCAUCUCAAGUUGCAGGCAGCUGGGAGCUCAGCUUACACUUUAAAGAAAAUAUCUGUAAAAGCUUCACAUACCAGCUUCCCAAGCUUCAUGGAGCAUCAAAGCACCCAUUCUGUCCUCCCAUUCACCAUUUCUAUUCUCUCUUUAGCCGGAGAGGGUUGGUAACCAUCUACUGUUUUAAGUGUCUUGAACACUUUCUUGUGCUUGUUAGACGUCUCAUCGAGGCUCAUUAUGGUGUGUUCCUCACCUUGUCUCAUUUCCAUCUAGUGUGUUUCUUCAGUGCCUCUGUAACCCUUUGUCCUCAAUAGGAGGUUGUUUGUGAUUUUGAAGGUAAAUACGAGGCCUGACUAAAUGCAGCCGAAAGCCUGAUUUGAAAUGAACUGCGGAGUGAAAUCUGUUUCCAGUGGAGGGGAAACGAUGCGCAGCACCCAAAGCCGUUGGGUUUCAGCUGACCAAAGAGUGGACAGAUACAGAGCCCUUUGUCAAGCUAUUCCAGAGGGGGAGGAUCCAGCCAUGCAGUGCGGGGGUGGGCUGGGGGGAGGGCGGGCGGGCGGGCGGCUGACGCUAAACGUUAACACUGCAUAGUGACCCACCCCCACCCCCCACCCCCCACGUGUAAAUGCAGCUUUGUGUUUGUGAUUUGUACUGGCUACAGGUGCACAGCUCUGUCUUAUCUUUAAUAAUUAUUUGUAUACUUUACUGCUGCAUGCAUAAGAGAGAGAGUGAAAAAAAAGAAAAAUUCCAACCUGUUAAUGCAAAUGUGGCUGUGCCUUUUCCUGUGUUUUUGUAUUAUUAUUGUUAUUAUUAUUAUUAUUAUUAUUUUGGGUCCCUGAUAAGAAAAGAAAUGAGGUGUGUGGAAGAGAAGGAUCAGGGAAGGGGGAAGUGACUGGGCCAAUUGGAACUGAAAUAAGCUAAAGCGCCGCCCGGCCCGUGUGCCGCAGACCACGCCACCGCCAGCCCCCAGAAGGACUACACGUCUCCGCCUCCACGUGGGCGGGAGCGGAGAGGCCCCGCCUCCAGAGGAGCAUGCUGGGAACUGUUCACAGCUGGAUUUACUGGGGAACAGGACCCAGGUGCCCUCAAACCCGGUCCAGGCCCCUCACCCACUGGACUCUCUCAAACGGACCCGCUCAAAAGGUCUUCUUCCUUCCACCAGGUUCCACGGACCUUUAUUUGUUUUUGUUUGUUUUUUUCCUCCCCCCUUUCUUUUCAUUUGUUCUUGUCACCGGCCAUUAAGCACUGAAAAAUUGACACGGUACUGGAGGUGUGCAUUUUGGCCUGUGCUCUGAAGUCUGCUGUCUUUUUAUUGGUUUGCAUUUGCCCCUGCUGCCCCCGGCGACCGGUCCAUCGGAACCCGGCACCUGGGGGGCACGCAGAGCAGACAGGCGGUUUUUUGGAAGAGAAACUAAGACCUACAACUGUGAUCCUCACGCUUGGGAGAAAAGUACACCAGAUCUGCAUUUGGUGUUGGCCAGAUUCUGUUUUUCUGUCAUUACCUUUUAAAUUUGGUACUGAUGUUUCUCUCCUGUGUGUUAAGAAAGAGAUGCAUUACAGACAGACUCUCACAAGGCAGCAUUACCAGCCUUGAAUAGUGGGAAGUGGAACCUUUUAUUAUUGUUAUUAAUAUUAUCAUUGUCAUUGUUCUAAUUAUUUACUAUUAUUUAACACGCAUAUGUUACUUUGAAAGGGAGGGGAGAGGUCAUGUUUUGUUUCUUUUUUAUUGUCCUUCCCUGAUAUGCUAGUUACAUGAAUGGAAAUGAAAAAUCUAAAGGUUUUUAUUAAAAUUGUUCAUGUUUUGCUGGUUUAUGAAGUCUGAAAUAUUAUUUUGAGGAAAUUCAUACCUUUGUUAUAAUACAUUUAAAAAAAUCUU